AUGCCUCAAGGGACAGUGGAAGUUUGUGCUCUUUACGACUACUCUCCCUCUCACACAGAUGAGCUGUCCUUCAAGAAAGGUGAUAUUCUUACUGUCCUGCGUCUCUUGGACGGAGGCUGGUGGGAAGGCUCUUUAAAUGGCAUGGUUGGAUGGUUUCCAAGUAACUACGUCACUCUCGUCCCCGACGCAGCUAAAAAGCCUGAAGUGCCAAAUUGCAACGAACCCAUUCUGCUGCAUCUGCAGAGUUUUCAGGAUGAAAUCGUGCAGCACAUACUAGAAGGAGAAAUUCGACAUAUAAAUGAGUUGACUAAUUUGGUUCAUACGUUUCUCGUAAACUUGGAACCAUUGGAUAAUUUGCAUUUUGUCAGUUCCAGCGAAACCAAGCGAGUAGGCAAGUUGUUCCUUGAUUUUGCGCCUACUAUGAACUCCAUUGGGUGCGAUUACUCGAAGGUUCACCUUUACGUUUUGACCGGAAUGGCUAAGGAGUCUGAAGCGAUCGCACGUCAUUUUUCCUCCGUUGGGAUGCGUUUUCAGAUGGAUCGCUGUAGUCAACAGCUUUGCCUGAUUUUCGAUCGCUUGGGCCGCUAUCCACUACUUCUAAAAGAAGUGGAACGUUACUUAGAGAACCCUCACGUUGACCGAGAUGACAUCCAGAAGGCAAUGAAUGUUUAUAGUGAAAUAGCGGAACGCUGUGCAAUUCUGCGAAAAUUCAAAGAAUACGACAUUGAAAUUUUGCUAUCUGUGAUCAAUGGAUGGCAAGGGCCUAGCAUUGCGCACUUGGGCGAUCCCAUUCUGACUCUUCGUGUAGUCUUGACACGCGUCGAGGACAGUCCUGACCAUCCUUUACCUAAUGUGCCUACUUCUCAGCCGAUACCCAACGGUCGGCGCUCUGUGUUGGUUAUCUUUCCUACUUGUGUUCUUCUACUUGCGCGUACAGCGCAACCGAAUACAUAUGAGUUUAUGACAAAACUCACCUUAAACCGGCUGACUGUGCUAAGAAGCAUGGACAAGGAGACGGAUAUCAAUCUGAUCACAGCCUCAUCUUCGAUGAAUUCGAGGGACUCUGUUCGGCAUUGCCGCUUCUCUCUCACAUGUACGGAUCAGAAUGCCCGGGAUCUUUUAUUUUCCACCUUGACCGACUUGAUUCAUUAUCAGACGCUCGUGGAACAGCCAUCCGACGGUCGUGGUGUUCGUUCCAGCGUUCCAGCCUUAUCCGACUUGACUGAUGGCUGUCCCAGCUCCCAACAAAAGGAUAAUAAAUCAGCAGGCCCGUCGGACGCGUGUUGCGAUUCCACGAACUCCGAUGAAACCCAGAACGCUCCUCUCACUGCACCACGCAAAAGCACUAGCCCGCAAACAUCGUCUGUCUCCCAUUCUGGUUCUAAUCCGCACUCCAGUCUAAACGGUGGUACUCCAGCCUCAAUCACAGGUUUUGUACCACCCAUGGAAGCAACUACCGCUGCACCCCCCACAUCGGAUGUCCUAUCGUCUUCAACUCAACACGCCAAUGCCCCAUCCACAAAGACGGACUGUUCGCUAAGUUGCCGGCCGCUUCCUCCUCAACUUCAUACGGAACUACAUUUUCUUCCCCACCAACUCACAACGCAUGCUCACGUUCAGUCCUUAGUCGCUCUUGAACAUCGGGCAGAAGAAAAUGCACGGCCCCUACCACCUGGUGCUCUGCGGUGUCUUCGUCUAGAUGGCCCAUUACCCAUGCUGCGGAGUAACUGGCCUCAACGCGUCCACUCAUCUUACCUGCAUCCCAGUGGUCCUUCUCCUUUCGUGCCGGGUACCCAGAAAAGUGACGUCGAGAUUCACCGUGCUGGCCGCCCACGGAGCCCGAAAGAAGACGCCAUGAAGGAUCAUCGUCGGAAAAAAUCAGGUUUGUCUGCUUCGUACUACCCACCAGUCUACUGCUUCGACUCCUCAACUGUCUACUUAGCUUGUUAA
Messenger RNA from Dicrocoelium dendriticum, 1950 nucleotides. The record is from the annotation of a GenBank genome assembly. NCBI's taxonomy places the organism in Eukaryota, Metazoa, Platyhelminthes, Trematoda, Plagiorchiida, Dicrocoeliidae.